CUUCACCUUCAAGAAGUAGUAGUCACUGCCAGGUGAAAGUACAAAAAAUGUCUUUUAUGUGAUAGAAACUUAACCAAAUAAGCAUUCGCGAUGCAUUAUAAAACGGUUGUGUUCAUCUUUAUAGUUAUUCUCCCAAGUUUUAAUAACGGACUCUUACAACGAUGCUACGUAUGCCGAAGCAGAGGCGAAUUAGGAAGUUGCAAAGACACCUUUGUGUUCAAAGCAAAUGAUACAGGCAUCACUUCGGCUCCUUGCGCUUCUGGGUGGUGCGGAAAAAUGUUAGAAACAGAAAACGCCCAAAAAGAAGAUUAUGACAUAGCAACUCAACGGCAUUGUUUGCAAAGAGGACCAUCUGAUAAUGAGGAAAGAUGUGCUUAUACACAAUAUAAUCAUCAACGAGUAUUUAUGUGUUUUUGUAAAGGAGAUUUAUGUAAUAAAGGAAAUCAUUUAGAUUUUAGUGUGAUAUUGUUAGUUUUAGGAGUGUUUAUUCAUUUUAUCAAUUUUAAUCAUAUAUAGAAAAGAAUUAUGUAUUUUUUUUAAAUAAAAUUUAUUUUGGUGUA
This is a messenger RNA of Onthophagus taurus, 560 nucleotides long. RefSeq names its product QVR superfamily protein rtv (gene rtv). Gene Ontology annotation, biological process: regulation of synaptic transmission, cholinergic; positive regulation of voltage-gated potassium channel activity; sleep. The record is from RefSeq and is a predicted model, not a curated record. NCBI's taxonomy places the organism in Eukaryota, Metazoa, Arthropoda, Insecta, Coleoptera, Scarabaeidae.